AAUUAAUACAUGGUAAAUAUUAAGAAAAAAAACUUGAGAGCUCGACAAGGAACAUAAAGAUGGAGAAAGAAUAUCAUUGUUGAGAUGGGUGAAUUCGAGAAUAUAGAUUUUACAUAAAAUGAUGCUAAACCAGUGGAUUUUUAGGUUGAUGCCCAACCAAUAAAUAUAUAUGAAAAUAAAGAUAGAUUUAAAAAGAAACCUACAGAUCCAAAGAAGUAAUCUAAAUAGGAAAAAAUAAAAAUCUAAAAUAUGGCACAAUAAUAGGGAAAGCAAUAAUAACAAUAAAAAUAAAAUGAGAUUAAAGAUUUAUGGUCAUAAGAAGGAGGAUAAAAAAGAAUAUAGGGUACAGAUGUAAAAGCAGUUGUAACACCUCAUCCAGGAUAAUCAUAUAAUCCAUAACUAAAAGAUUAUAAUGAAUUGCUAGAUGAAGUAGUAAAAAAAGAAAUUAGAUCCCAUUAGAGAUUAUAAAACGAAGAAACUGAAGCAGAGAAAGCAUAGAAAUUGUUAUAAAGGUAUAAUAAUGAUAUAAAUAAAAUUAGAGAGAGAGAAAAAAAGAAAAAGAGGAAAAUGAGUAUGAUAUAAAAAAUUCAUGGAAAAGAAGUGGUAGAUAGAAUGAUAGAAAAAAAGAAAAAUCAUGAGCUUUUAUUGGUAAAAAAGAUAAAGAAAGAGUUAAAUGCAGAAGCAAAGAUGAGACUAGAAAAAAGAAAAUAACAGAGAAAAGAGAAAAAACUAUUAGAGAGAGCAAGAAAAUUGUAGGGAAGAAAUUUGGUUCCAAUAAAAAUAGGAAAUAAAAAGUAAAGAGUUUAAAAAUAAUAAUAGAGUGGAAGUGACAUAAGAUGAAUUUGUAUUGGAUGAUUAAUUAAAGAGUCGCUUGAGACAUGUAACCUAAGGAGAUUUAUUAGUAAAAAGUGAAUUUGAUGGUUUUGUUAGAAGAGGAUUGAUCGAACCAAAAUCGAAAUCAAAUAAAUUAUCAAAGGCAAAAGUUCCAUUAUAUAAAAUUAAAGAAAAAUGA
Messenger RNA from Paramecium sonneborni, 1012 nucleotides. NCBI's taxonomy places the organism in Eukaryota, Ciliophora, Oligohymenophorea, Peniculida, Parameciidae. The record is from the annotation of a GenBank genome assembly.